CUUUUUUUCCUCGUUAUUCUAUAAACCAAUCAUAAUGGAUUAUGUUAUCAACAUAUAUACUCGCAUAAUUAUGCAAAAAAAAAAAUAUUAUUCUAACAGUGUCUACAAAAGGGGCUUGUGGAAAUAUAUUUAUCGUAUAGGUGCAUGAGAAUUUGAACGAGGAAAUGACUGACUAUUAUCGCUACACUCUCCAAGUUCUAAAAAUGAAUUACGACCUAGUUGCUAUCGAUUUAAAAUUUAUUAUGUUAAUGUUAAAACAAACUGUGAUUGUUCAAGGCUACUUGGACAAUUUAUCGGCUGGUCUCUGGCCGAGGAGCUUUCUGUCUCAUUACAUCCAAAACAAACAUACGUAAUGUUAGCAUUUUAUCGCGUUAUAUUAAUAGUAGGACUUACAGUAGCCCAGUUGGACGUCAAACUACAAGAUGAAAAUAAUGAGUAUCGCUUUAACGGAUGUGAUUUCUUUCAGGUGAUUGAGCCUGGCAACGGUUCAUACUUUUUGUACUCGCCAGGCUAUCCGGAACGUUACACACCAGGCCAAGAAUGCAGAUGGUAUGCGAAGUCAACUUCAACCUCUGCUCGUUUAGUAUUAAACUGUGAAGAGUUUUAUGUACCAAAUAGCCCUUUUUGUGACACAGACGUCAUGAUAUUAUCCAGAACGGGCGAUGAAAGUUUUGUGGACGGUGUUCGACGCUGUGGACCAAAGUCAUUCACAGUCGUUAGUCGUUCUAAUAAAAUAAGCAUCUUAUUUAGAUCAAAAUUUAAUAGCAAAGGUGGAAAAUUUGUAUGCUCUUUGGCGGCUAGAAUCUCCAAACAUACCAAACAGAUUCAAAAGGAAGUUGCAAUUAACUCAUCAGCAUGUGAUUGUGGAAAAAGGAAUAAGCCUCUAACUCAAGAUCAAGAUCUCAACGGAGGAACAACUGGCGUCAAUGAAUUCCCAUUAAUGGCUUCAUUAAUAGAUAGCCGGACGGCCAACUUAUUUUGUGGUGCAACAAUCAUUAGCAAACAUCACGCAUUGACCGCUGCUCAUUGUUUAAAUUUUGCAAAUCCGUACCAAAUAGGUCUUUUGGUUGGCGAUCACGAUGUUACAAAAGGAAACGACACAGAUUCUGCUAGAUUGUUGGUUGUGACCGAAAUUUACAUGCAUCCAUUCUUUAACAUGUCAUCUCGAACUCAUGAUCUAGCAAUUGUGGAGACUCAUGAGGUGAUACCUUUUUCAUCAAAGGUGGGGCCAGCAUGUUUACCGUUUAGAUAUAUCGAUAAAGAUUUCGUAGGAGAAACCGUUGAAGUUUUGGGUUGGGGUACCAUCAAUUUUGGAGGUCCUAUAUCCGAUACUCUGCAGAAAACUUUCUUAAAGGUGGUGCCCAUUUCCAGGUGCACUUCACAUUAUAAAUAUGCAGCAGAUCGCGAUCACAUGUGCACAUUCUUUCCCAAAACGGACUCAUGUCAAGUAGACUCAGGAGGACCACUAAUUUGGACAGACCCGAGUAAUGGAAAGCUUACGAUUGUGGGUGUAAUUAGUUUUGGGGUAGCAUGUAUAGAUAAAUCGCCAUCUGUUAAUACUAAAUUAACAGUUCCAAUUCAUCUCUUUUGGAUCAGAUCGGUUAUAGCGGGACAACGAUUUUGUAGUUGAAUUAUAUGAAAAAAGAAGAUCAUUAUAACUUACAGUAUACUUUUUAAAGUACAUUAAAUGACUAUUGUUGUUCAAUAUAAAUAAAAUCUAUCCAAAUAUAUUUUAUUAAUUAUGAA
Molecule: messenger RNA, 1746 nt
Organism: Daktulosphaira vitifoliae (grape phylloxera)
Lineage: Eukaryota; Metazoa; Arthropoda; Insecta; Hemiptera; Phylloxeridae
Product: venom serine protease-like
Exons: 6
Coding region: 353-1630 (425 amino acids)
Biological process (GO): proteolysis
Molecular function (GO): serine-type endopeptidase activity
Source: RefSeq, a predicted model, not a curated record